AUGUCAGGCCAUCAGAAUCCCGGGAAUGCUGUUGCUGGCACCGCUAUCGAAAAUCCCAUUGAUCCCAUUGAUAAAGCGAUCUCUAUGUUAUUGCCGUCUCAGCGUAGCACCGCUGAAGGAUGUUCCCAUGACACGAUCCCCUCCUUCGCUUCGACCUCGACUUUGCCAGGCUUUUUGCCGGCAGCCACCGAGCCUUCCGCUUUUCCAGAACCAGCCUCGGUCGAUGAUUUUCUCUUCGAGCUCGAUGGAGGCAUCGAACCGACACUCAAGCCUCCGCUGCCUGAUGACAUACCUUCUACAACGGCAAUAUCACCUCGUGGCCGACUUAGCGUCCCAUUUUCCCGAACGCCCACUUUAUCAUCCACAAUUGCCCCAUCUGUUGCAUCUUCUACGUCUUUUACAUCGUCCUUAAGGAAGAAAGUCCGAUAUGGGGAUCUUCAAGGGGUGCCGCAUCGAUUUCUCAUCCUCCAUGUCACCCGAGUCGAUGGAAGGGAGUUCUACCUUCGGUUGGAUCGCAGACGGGACCGCCAAGUUCCCUUGUUGUUGUUUGGGGUGCGGGAUUUGGGGACGUCACGCGCGAUAGAUACGGCUGCUGUUUCUGGCAGACUCGACCACCUUCUUGAUUUCACCAACACCAAGUCCGGCAUAGAGGCUGUCAUCGUCUUCCCUACUCCUGCUCCUUUGAUCGCAGCUGCGCAAAUUCUGUACGCAAUCGCAGCGGAAUCUCCUGGUUACAAGCUAACCAAAGAAAAUUGUUGGUUCUUUGCUUCCACCAUUCAGGAAGUCUUGGUGCGGGGUUUCGGGGGGGUGUAUGAGAGAGGGUCGCUUAACCAUCCCACAAUCGGUGCUGGGAAACGAGAUGGCAUUAAAGAUCUGGCAUAUUCACACCUUGAAAAGCAAAUCAAUGACAAGUCGGAGGCAAUUCUUAGAUAUGCCAAUUUAAUUGCAGAAUCAAAGCUGACGCAGGCUAUCAAGUCCGUCCUCGACGCUGUAAAAUAUCACCAUUCUCCUCAUCCACCUGAGGACUCCUUGCUGCACUGCAGCAGGCAUUACACGAACAUCUACAUGGGUACUAUGGGAUUCAAGGAGCACGCAUAUUCUCGAACGGUUUCACUGAGUUAG
This is a messenger RNA of Cantharellus anzutake, 1122 nucleotides long. RefSeq lists its product as uncharacterized. The transcript is spliced from 7 exons. The coding region runs from base 1 to 1122 and encodes 373 amino acids. NCBI's taxonomy places the organism in Eukaryota, Fungi, Basidiomycota, Agaricomycetes, Cantharellales, Hydnaceae. The record is from RefSeq and is a predicted model, not a curated record.